AUGGAGUUACUGGUACUGGGAGCAAUGAUGGCUCUGGAAAUGAUGGAUGUGGAAGCAAUGGGUGUAAUAAUAACAGCUCUGGCAACAACGGCUCUGGAAGCAACAAUGGCUCUGGGGGCAGCAAUGGCUCCGGAAGCAACAACGGUUCUGGAGGCAGUAAUGGUUCUGGAAGCAAUGGCUCUGGAGGCAACAAUGAUUCUGGAGGCAGCAAUGGUUCUGGAAGCAACAACGGCUCUGGAGACAACAACGGCUCUGGAAGCAACGGCUCUGGAACGAAUAAUGGUUCUGGAAACGAUGGUUCUGGGAACAACAACGGUUCAGGGAGCAAUGGCUCUGGGGGCAACAACGAUUCUGGAGGUAACAACGAUUCUGGAGGCAGCAAUGGUUCUGGAAAUAAUAAUGGUUCUGGGAACAACAACGGCUCUGGAAGCAACGGCUCUGGAAGCAACGGCUCUGGAAGCAACGGCUCUGGAAGCAACGGCUCUGGAAGCAACGGCUCUGGAAGCAACGGCUCUGGAACCAAUAAUGGUUCUGGAAACAAUAAUGGUUCUGGAAGCAACAAUGGCUCUGGAGGCAGCAAUGGUUCUGGGGGCAGCAAUGGUUCUGGGGGUAGCAAUGGUUCUGGGGGGAGCAAUGGUUCUGGGGGCAGCAAUGGUUCUGGAGGCAGUGGAAGCAGCGGCAGCAACAAUAACGAUAGCAAGAGCUCUUCUUCUUCUUCGAACGGUAAGGAGCCCAACGAAAUUGAUACCGACAGUAGCAGCGGCGACAACAAUGGAAGUACCAACACGGGCAGCGGCUCCAGCAUCUACAUCAACGAAACAGGCAGCAACAACAACAGCUCCACUCCAAGCAAAGACGAUGACAAGGAUGAUGACAAGGAUAAAGAUGAUGAUAGCAAAAGUUCAGACCCUGUGA
Messenger RNA from Aspergillus luchuensis, 915 nucleotides. RefSeq lists its product as uncharacterized. The record is from RefSeq and is a predicted model, not a curated record. The transcript has 2 exons. Bases 1 to 915 code for a protein of 304 amino acids. NCBI's taxonomy places the organism in Eukaryota, Fungi, Ascomycota, Eurotiomycetes, Eurotiales, Aspergillaceae.